AUGCUGAAAACUGAGCCAAUCCCAUGUCUCCGUUGCGGCAACAUCGGAUCACCAUCAGGCAGUCUACCAUUUUCAUUGCAUAAGGUCUCCUCCAUCAAUCGCUCUUUCGCCGGAACAAAUCCAGGAAGCCGUGGGGAUUCAUCGCUGGAGCUUGAAGCAAUAGCCGCUGUUCAUGAGCUGUCAUUUGCUGUCCAAUCAAUCAGUGUCUCCGAAAUGCUUCCUCGUACACCCGACCUCAUUUUUGUCAACCUUACAACCAUUGAAGGUUGGAGGCCUACACAGUAUACCUAGCG
Cylicostephanus goldi is the source of this 293-nucleotide messenger RNA. The record is from the annotation of a GenBank genome assembly. Lineage: Eukaryota; Metazoa; Nematoda; Chromadorea; Rhabditida; Strongylidae.